UAAAAUGGUUGCAGAGCAGAAUUAAGCAGCCGCCCUAUUUCUCCUGAUAUCUUUCACGGCUUCAAAUGGAUCUGUGUUAAUGGUUCAAGUCUUGAUAUGUUCUAAGAAAGCAAUAACUAACAUUUCUUUCUUCAUGCAGUUUUCAGUGUGAAUUGUUUGAUUCUGUACGGACCAACGACAACAAACAAGAUGAUGCAGAAGAAAAAGAAGUUGUGCCUGGUUUUGACUGGCUUCAUUGCAGCAUUGGCUGUGGGACUGGUAUCCGCCGCAUUGGCUACAAACUUUUGGGUUGAGUCAAAGCCUGUCCGCGAGGUUCCACAACAGAUAAUAGAUUCUGCGAAGAAUGUGUCGGGAGUGUACGAUACCAAUAAAUUCAAGGGAGAAGUACAUUUCGGUUUAUUCUACGGUUCGAAAGUUCUGAACUACGGGUUUGGGGAAUCUGGCAGAGAAACAGAAAUAAUUGUUACUUGCCUGCCAGAACAGAAUGUGUGCGGUUAUAGUCUCGGAUCCGAUGAAACUCGCCGCUUGAAGGAUGUCAGAGAUCGGGUGGCGGAUGUUAACAGCUUGGUUGCUAAUGGGACAGUGCCAAAAGAAGCCCGGAAUGGCCUGUUCAACUUCGGCCUCUGGGUCGCAACGAUAAUCUUUUCGGCAUUCAGCAUAGCGUGGGGGCUGGUCUGCAUUGGUUUUGUCGUGCUAAAUGUUGGAACGAAGCCGAUUGAAACUUUAACUGGCCCCAUGGGUCUAUACUUAUGGAAUGCAUUUGCUUUGUUUUUUACGCUGCUUUCUGUCAUAAUGUACAUCAUCCUCUAUCACGUCGACCUGGUAGACAAUGUCAUGACGUCGAUGGAAAAACAGAACUACUGGACGUCUCAGGAUCGAACAUACCUCUCGUACUCUUUCUGGUUUAUGGUGGUGCCGACAGGGUGUUACCUCCUCAAUAUCAUCAUCAUCUAUAUCUCUGGCACUAAGAUCAAACCAGUUCGAUACCAGGCAUCAAUGAAACAAGCACAGAUUGAUGGUGUUAUGAUGUACUAAAAUAACUUUCUAACCAUCGAAGUUGUUAUGGUAAUUAAUAUGGUGGUCAUUGAUAAUAUGCAGGUGUCACAUUGAACAUUUUUUAAACGUCUCAGUCAUUGGUCGAAAAAUGGCUCGAAGAGUAAGAAUACUUGUAUAAAAGAAAUGGUCAUUUUCAACACCACUUCCAUUGGAAAUAUAAGUCGUGCUUCCACCUAUCAAAUCCCCGUGUCUUUGCGCUUACAUCUAUGAAUUGCCGUGUCUAAAUAGACCCGUGUGUCAAAUCCCCGUGUCUAUUAGCCCCAUCGAGCUCGAUGGGGCUAAUCGGGGGCUAAUUUAGACCCGUGUUCAACACGGGUUUUUUGAUAGGUGGAAUCUGAAUAGACACGGCAAUUGCAAGUUCUACGAUCCGGCGACAGAUGGCGCGGUGUAGUUGCCUCGGUAUUACGCAUGCGAAAUUCCCCUCCAACGGGAAAGAAACACGGGAGAGCUCCCUACCUACAGCGCACCUGUCUCCGGGGCUAUUAACCAUUAUCUAACACGGCUGAUAGGUGUUAGUGCGCCCCGGGUUUUUUUGACACACGGCGAAGACAUGGGUCUUGAAAAACACAGGGUUUUAUGAUAGGUGGAACUACGACAAGUAGUGUCAUAUUUUACCUCGUGUCAUAAUGGUAAACGAUUUACAAAAUGACAAGAAUGCUAAAAUUGUCCUCAUUUGUUUUGUUUCUUGCUGAUUGUACAGGUACAGUAGAUGUACAGUGAAUUGUGUUCUUUUACUAAUAGUGAUUAUUAUGUUGCAUUUAUACUUAAAUAAUAAUAUAAUUAUUAAUGGGACCACUGUUAGGACUUCAGGUCUUACAUGGGAUUACAGAAAUGAGUUAAAAACUCGUGGGCAUUUUUACAGAUUUAUAGAAGUAUGCAGUUAGUUUGCUCAAAAAGGAAGUCGUAUUGUUUUUGUUCUGAUUGGCCUGGUAAUGAAAAUUAAUAUUUGAAAUAUAAAUGUGGUCUUUCUUUUGUGCUUAGUACUGGGUAUCCCAUAAAACAUGCCUCCAAAUGAAAUAAAGUUGGUUGAAAAAUUGAUUGGCGUGCAUGAGAGACAACUAAUAUUCAGUGGUUUCCAUCAGAGCUCAAAUAUCCAUAAAUUGACAGUUGUCACCAUGCACUUGUCACCAUGGGCAUUCUCUAGAUACCUCCGAUCUGGAGUGGUCUAGAGCAGGGCAACAAGCACAUGUACAUUCCAGUUUUACUUCCAUUUUUAUUGUUAGUGGCUCUCAUGUAUUGAUAUCAUUAGAGAUAUUGAGCUGAUAUACAGCAUGACUUGAAACAAGCUGGAAAAAUUGUGAUAUCCUGGGCAGUGACUCGAACCUGAUGCCUGCAGGAAACGGUGGUCACACUCAGUCACACUAAAUUUUGUAGGUCAUUGGCAAUGGAUAUAUUAAAUAUUGGGUAGUUAGAUAUAGAAUAUCUAGGUUUAGUUAGUUAGGUGCAUGUUUUUAGCAAUUGGUAUAUUGGUAUGCAAUAUUAACAAGCUGGGGGGGGGGGGGGGGUUGUGACUAUGAUAUGAAUUAACAGGCCGGGGGAUUGAACUUCCUUAUCAAAUGACAUGCUCCAAGCAUAAUCUGAUCUGAAAUUACAAUUUUUUCGUCAAAGUUAACAGAACUUUGAUUGUUGUGUAUAUGUUAUUUUGUUGUAAAAUAUACAAGUUUUCCAUUCCAUUCCAUCCAUCCAUGUACUAUUCCGUCUACCUGGCCAAGGUUCAGGUUUUCCAUCCAUCCCAUUUUGGGUGAUUAUUAUUUUCUUUAUAAAAUGCUGAUAUCUCUUUUGUACAAACAAUACAGCUGUUCCUUGUGUGUGUAUUUUUAACAUGGCUUUAGAUACAUGUAUACUCUGCUUAAAGGGGAAAACCGUUCUUAAUCACUGGUGGUCCAGUAAAAUAAUGAUCCACUAAUACGCAAUGCCGUAGUGCAGUUAUUAUGAAUACCAAUUCGUUGAAAUUUGGUAUUUAUAGUAUUUGUCAUUACUUGUAUGUCUACACAAAGGCAAACUGAAAUAUAUACAUGUAUUUAGUGUGUAUUUACGCAAUUGAUAUUUUAAGCUUGAGCUUAUGUCUUCACGUCUUGUCCGUUCGUCGUCCGUCGGGAAUCUGUACAAGUUGACCCAAUUUAGAUCAAACUCUAAAAGUGUCACUGACAGUGCCACAUUUUGUCAUAUCUCAAAGUAAAUUUAACCUCCAUAUGUCAUUUCAUCUGCAACUAAAUGAUUCCCAGGUGAGCACAAUGUCAUUUCAUUCAAAUUCAAUUACAAAUUCAAACUUUUUAAUGAACUGCUUAGGCCUUUGAUAAUACUAAUCGGUCAUUAUGAACCUCUGGAGGAAUAAUAUCAUUGAAGUGCUCUGCAAACAAGGGAUUUUUGUAUCAAUAACAACUUGACGGUCGAUUGCCAACUAAUUGGCAACUACUUCCCAAUCACAAUCAUCAUGUUGACAUGAUAGGUCCGUGACAUAAAUAUUUUGUUUGCCGAGUCGUAUUAAGUGGAUCUGAAGGUGUAUUUUCUUUGGUGCAUCAAUUCUUUUAGUCAAUUUGCAUAAUAUCUUACUUUUGUCUUUCCUAUAAACUGCCUUCAAAGUUCUAGUCUAUUGCACUUUUUCUUUUCCUGUGUUUAUGCAUUUAUGCGCGACAUUUUCAUUCACUCUCACUCUAUACAAUGAUACACAACUUGUUUCCAAGCUGAAAAUGUUACAAUAUGCUAGAAGUUCCAUCCUGACUCAAACAUUCCUCUAUCUCUCCUUGUUAGGGAUUCUCAUUUGAAAAAGUAGUUUCUUUUCCACAGUCGUAUAUUUUGGGAUAAUCUGCAAACGCAAAAAGCUAUAAAAGCCAUGCGAGCAUUUCCAGGUUUUUAGUAUGACCCAACAGCCAGUCAGGUCCUCUUUUUCAAAUCAUUUAACUUAUAUUGAUCCAUUUGUUAGUGUAUUCAUGUUGCAAUCUUUCAAUGUAAAAGUGCAAUGAUUGGAAAUGCAUAUCCUCACAUGUACAAUGUAAGGCAUUGGCAAAAUAAACCCAAGA
Molecule: messenger RNA, 4076 nt
Organism: Lineus longissimus
Lineage: Eukaryota; Metazoa; Nemertea; Pilidiophora; Heteronemertea; Lineidae
Product: clarin-2-like
Exons: 4
Coding region: 190-1035 (281 amino acids)
Source: RefSeq, a predicted model, not a curated record